Messenger RNA from Zea mays, 1480 nucleotides. Its product is annotated as Protein EXORDIUM. The record is from RefSeq and is a predicted model, not a curated record. Lineage: Eukaryota; Viridiplantae; Streptophyta; Magnoliopsida; Poales; Poaceae. The transcript has a single exon. The coding region runs from base 346 to 1332 and encodes 328 amino acids.
AGCCCAUUCUUUCCUGAACCGCUAGCCCUUUCCAGUGCACUGUUUGGUUCUUUAUUAGACACGGAAACCACACUUCUGAGUUCUGAUGAAUGAACACUGGCACUGCUAGGUAGGAGUACUGUACAAAAACACUGCUACAUCACUUGACACUGUUUGGUUCUGAUGCUUCAAACACUACUGUAACACAUACUAGGGCCCAAGUGUAUCACAAGGUGAUUUCUUUUCGCCCGCAUUAAUUCAAGUCUGCGCGAAGCGCCUCUACAUAAGCAGCUCUCGGCUUGGCUGUGCUCCUCACACUCGAACACUUCCAAAGUUCUAGCCCCUCUCGUGAGUCCUGUCCAAAUAAUGGCCACGCGCAGCAGUGUCCUUCUGCUUCUGACGGCGCUCGCCGCAGCCACGGCCGCGCCGUCAGCGGCGACCAGGAAGCUCAUGUUCCUCGUCCAGCCACAGCCGAACCUCCUCACGUACCACAACGGCGCCGUGCUGAGCGGCGACAUCCCGGUCUCCAUCCUCUGGUACGGCCGCUUCACGCCGGCGCAGAAGGCCGUGGUCUCCGACUUCCUCCUCGCCCUCUCCGGCGCCGCGCCGCCGCAGGGCUCGCCGUCCGUUGCCCAGUGGUGGAGCAGCGUCAACCAGCUCUACCUCUCCAAGGCGGCGGCGGCGGCGGCCGUCAGCAAGAACGGCGCGCACGGCGGCGGCGGCGCCAAGAGCGCGCGGGUGGUGCUGUCCGGGCAAGCCUCCGACGAGGGCUGCUCCCUGGGGAAGAGCCUGAAGCUGUCGCAGCUUCCGGCGCUAGCGGCCAAGGCACGCCCCGCGGCCGCGAGGGGCGGCGUCGCGCUGGUGCUCACGGCGCGGGACGUGGCCGUGGAGGGCUUCUGCACGAGCCGGUGCGGGCACCACGGGUCGUACGGCGGCGGCGGCGGCGGGCGCGCGGCGUACGCGUGGGUGGGCGACGCCGCCGACCAGUGCCCGGGCCAGUGCGCGUGGCCGUUCCACCAGCCGGCGUACGGCCCGCAGGCGCCGCCGCUGGUGCCGCCCAGCGGGGACGCGGGCACGGACGGCGUGGUGAUCAACGUGGCCAGCAUGGUCGCCGGCGCGGUCACCAACCCGUUCGGCGACGGCUUCUACCAGGGCGACCGCGGCUCGCCGCUGGAGGCCGCCACGGCGUGCGCGGGCGUGUACGGCAGCGGCGCGUACCCCGGGUACGCCGGGCAGCUGCUCGUGGACCGGGCCACGGGCGCCAGCUACAACGCGCACGGUGCGCGCGGGAGGAAGUACCUGCUCCCGGCGCUGUUCGACCCCGACACGUCGGCGUGCUCCACGCUGGUGUAGUGUAGCUGUAGCCGAUCUCACAGGCUAAUAAAUGUUGGUAUAUGUAAAUACUGAACAGUACACAGUAUGUAUCAUCGUUCGUGACGUGACGUCGAUCGUGACGGGCAGGGCAGUGCUAAAUAAACGACCUGUGCUUGAAGCUGUAGUA